AUGGCGUCAUAUUCUUCAGUGAGGAGGACUAGAAAUAGCUUCAUUUCAAAUAAUGAUGAAGAAUCCCAGGAUUUCUCAGUUGGUCCAGAAAACAGAGCAAAGACGGCUCACUUAGCCAAUUUGGCCAUGUCCGAGAACGAAUCGGGUAGCCACGACGAAUUCGAUUUCAGCUUUGAACAUGAAAAUCCAAUCGAUGAGCGUGAUGAUGAGGAUGACAAUGUUCACGACGACGAGAACCCUCUGGAUAACUCUUUAGAUGUUAUCGGUGAAGCCAGAAGAGAUUCAGACAAACACUUGGACUUGGCCUCAAUUAGACAUAGAAACUCUCAAAACCCACAAAGCACUUCUCACAUCGAAGUCACCCCUCCAACUCCCCCAAACGACUCUACGCCUCUGCUAUACCACCACCCAGACCAUAUAUCCAAUCAAAACAGCCAAUCAAAACUCUCAAAACCAAGGCUUAUCUUAAACAGCCUCAAAUACUCCGCCAAAUCCGUCUCGGAGGUCAUUCCUGCCACAAUGCUCGGCCUUAUGCUCAACAUUCUCGACGGUGUCAGUUAUGGCAUGAUCGCCUUUCCCCCAGGCAGAACCUUUACCGGUUUUGGCGGUGAUGGCGUCUCCAUGUUCCUCGUCACUUGCAUUGUUAGUCAGCUCGUCUUUAGCUCAGGCGGCAGCGUCUUCUCUGGUGGAAAUGGCUCCAUGAUCAUCGAGACUGUCCCUUUUUUCCAUAUCCUUGUCGAUAUCAUCGAGAAGAGCACAUCCAAUAAACACGAAAUCAUUUCUACUACUAUGGUCACCUUCGCUCUCUCCAGCUUGCUCGUAGGUCUCACUUUCUUUCUCCUCGGAAAGAUGAGACUCGGUGCUUUCAUAGGGUUUUUCCCGCGUCAUAUUCUCGUUGGAUCUAUUGGCGGCGUCGGUGUAUUUCUCCUCGAAACGGGACUGGAGAUCACCGCUGGGCUUAACAAUGAAGGUUUCACUUAUAGCUGGUCUACUAUCUCUUUUCUCUUCACCAAUCUUAGAGUUUUCUCGCAGUGGUUUCCCGCUCUGUGUCUGGCAGUAGUACUGCGGAUCCUCACAUACUUCUUCUCCAACCCACUCAUCACACCCGUCUUCCUCAUCUUCGUUCCCAUUAUCUUCUACAUUGUCGUCCUCUCUGCUCACAUACCACUUGACAAACUUCGUCAACUCAAUUGGAUUUUUGACGUCGGUGACGGUGCCAAUGCGCCCUUUUACAGAUUCUACUCCUACUUUGAUUUCAAAGCGGUAAGCUGGAAGGGUAUACUUGAGACCCUACCGACCCAGCUUGCGCUUGUAUUUUUUAGCGUACUGCACGUACCUCUUAACGUUCCGGCUCUGAGUGUCAGUUUAGAUGUCGAUAAUGUGGAUCUCGAUAAAGAGCUAGUGGCGCAUGGCUACUCCAACACUUUGGCUGGCUUGCUUGGCACCUUCCCCAACUACCUCGUCUACUCAAAUUCUGUACUCUUCUACAGAACGGGCGGGGGGAUCGGAAUAGCCCUCGUUGGACCAGGCGCCAUCUCGUUCAUACCUGUUAUGGCUGUUGGUACGCUCAUUUUUGUCCUCGGGAUCGAUCUCGUCAAGGAAGCCGUUUGGGACACCUUCGGGAAGGUGAACAAGCUUGAGUAUUUUACAAUGUGGGCUAUCAUUGUUAGUAUGACACUGUUCGAUUUUGUGUUCGGUGUUAUUAUUGGGAUAAUCCUCGCAUGUCUCUUCUUCGUAGUGCAAAACGCCCGUCGUCGGCCCGUUCGAGCGGUGUUUAAUGGACAGUCGCUCAAGUCUACAGUGAGGCGACACGCCAUCCAACGCUCCUUCCUGCAUCGUGUCGGUAAGCAGACGCAGGUGAUGCGAUUGCAAGGUUUCCUUUUCUUUGGUACUAUCAGCGUAGUGGAGGAGAUGACAAGGGAGAUGCUCGAUGCGGCUCAGUGGGACAAAAACCCACUGCGCUUCCUAAUUCUAGAUUUAAGGCUGGUCAGUGGUGUCGAUUUCUCCGCAGCCGAAUCGUUUGUUCGUAUCGCGCGGCUGCUCGUCGCGCGACAUGUGACGCUCGUGCUCUGUGGGAUCGAGUCGCCAGAGUCUAACAUUGGGAUCGCACUGCGUAGUGUUGGGUGUUGGUCUGAUAUGGAGGAAUUCAGACUAGAGGUCGCGAAGGAUCUCAACGAUGCACUCGAAUACGUCGAGAAUUCUUAUCUUAGAGGACUCUACUCACAUCCAGCGUCGCAUAAGAAAUAUCAGACACUCGCGCUGACGGGUGGGGUGGAGUUUCCGAAGAAACAUAAUAAUAAAAUGGCGUUUAGGAUAUCGGAAAGUAUGUCAACUAGUCCGCGUAACAAUCUCAUUCAAGACGCUGCCAACUUUACUGAAGACGCUCAUCAAGGACACGUCCAUACUCAGAACUUGGCGCUUAAUUGCUCGCCCCUUGAGGAGGAAGAGGAGGUUGACGGUGGCCAGACUCCUAGAGUUGGUAGUAUAUCAAAGAAUCUUAACGUGUUCGACAGCGAGGAGGAGAGUGAGGGUGAGAGUGAGGAUAAUCACCAAAAACAUCCUCAACCUCUAUCGCUUAUCAUUGGUACAUUCAAGACAUACACUGAUGCUCAUAUCGACUUUUAUAGACAACUCGCACCAUAUUUCACCCCAGUGGAUCUCAAGGCGGGUGAUAUUCUUUGGAGACAGAAUGAAGAGCCAAACGGCUAUUAUCUCAUUGAGAGGGGUAUUCUCAGGGCUACUUACAUGUUCGAUGGACACAGUUCACCAGUAGAUGAAACAAUGCUGACGGGGACGGUGGCGGGUGAAAUAUCAGGAAUCUCAGGCUCAAAAAGGAAUUGCACAGUGGUCGCAGAAACCGACGCACGGCUAUGGAACUUAUCGCAUCUUAGCCUGCAGAGGUUGGAACGCAAUCGGGGAGAAGUGCAGCGGGAAAUGGUGCGGAUACUACUCAAGAUAGGCUACGACGAAGUAGUAUCGCUCACAUCAUAUCUUGCUGCUGGACUGGCUUGA
This is a messenger RNA of Wallemia ichthyophaga EXF-994, 3012 nucleotides long. RefSeq lists its product as uncharacterized. The coding region runs from base 1 to 3012 and encodes 1003 amino acids. The record is from RefSeq and is a predicted model, not a curated record. The transcript is spliced from 5 exons. Lineage: Eukaryota; Fungi; Basidiomycota; Wallemiomycetes; Wallemiales; Wallemiaceae. Gene Ontology annotation, cellular component: membrane.